Molecule: messenger RNA, 1281 nt
Organism: Parathielavia appendiculata
Lineage: Eukaryota; Fungi; Ascomycota; Sordariomycetes; Sordariales; Chaetomiaceae
Exons: 2
Coding region: 1-1281 (426 amino acids)
Source: RefSeq, a predicted model, not a curated record
AUGAGGAGAGGGACAUGUGGCAGGGAGAAGAGGACCGCCGCCGCCAACACUAGGAGACCUGCAUGCAAUUGGAAGAAGGCCGACGUCGACGUGAAGAGCAGAGGAGGCGCUAGCUGGAAGAAGAACGAAAACGGGAUCCGCACACCGAAGCAAUACAACAGCGACUUCUUCCAGUUCGACCCCGUCCUGCAGACCAGCCUCCUCUUGCCAAUGCCGAGGCACCGCAGCGGACAGAGACCGGAAAGCUUGGAAAGGCAUCUAGCGGCACACAAGGUCUUUCUCCAGUUUACAAGUGUGGUCAUCCUCCGCGAACAAGUCCGCGCGGCCGGAUGUCCGAAGCUGCGAGGCUUCCUUCGGCGCCUGCGCAAUGGUGAGCAGACGGAACUGGACUUCCAGCGGCUUUGCGACCGCCUCUAUGGCCCAUCGUCUCGGGCUUCUUUCGUAGACGGCCUGAGAGCCAUCACUCCAUUGAACCAAGACCGGUGGGACCUGAACAUGGCAGCCGUCGUCCAAUGGGGCCGUGCGCACGGCAAGCACAUCUCCAUCUUCGUCGCCAAGCACGAGGCCGAGUCCGGGAGAAGGUUUAACGUCGAAGAGCUGCGCGACGUGCUCCGCCACGGAGACGACUCCCAGCUCCCCACACCCGGCCUGUUCUUCUAUGCGCAAGGGAUGCCGGUCGUAGUGACGCGGAACCAGUUUGUCGGGUUGAAGGUGGUCAACGGGGCGCCCUUCAGAGCCGUCGACAUCUUCCCCGAUCUCGCGUCAGCCACCAUCGCCCUCGCCGGCGACGUGACUCUCCAUCUCGGACCGCCCGUGGCCGUCCUUCUUCAGUCGGACGAUAGCACUGACCUCGCAAUCCCCGGGCUCCCCAACGGCACUAUCCUGAUCAAGAGUACAACGUUCGCCGUCCCGGGUCACAUGCGGGGCAAGACGCCCAGGUCUCGAGGCAAGCCAGGGUUCAGGUGGGUCACCCACAGAACGGGACCGCUUUGCACGCCGGCAUGCGCCAUGACAGACCAGAAGAGUCAGGGCAAGCAGUUCUCGAGCGUCCUUGUCAACCUCAAAGGUGCCCACGCCGGUGACACGGCGACGCGGCCCCGCUUCAUGAGCCUGUACGUGCAGCUGUCGAGGGCGGGGAGGUGGGAAGGGCUGCAUCUGUUUCGAAAACCGGAGCGAGGCGACUUUAUCGAGCCUAAGAAUGUGCUGGACAAAGACAUGAGGGACGCUAUCCUCAAGCAAUCCCCUGGACGCAGCCCUCCAAAUGUGUUCUCUGUACUUUAG